This is a messenger RNA of Ceutorhynchus assimilis (cabbage seed weevil), 426 nucleotides long. Lineage: Eukaryota; Metazoa; Arthropoda; Insecta; Coleoptera; Curculionidae. The record is from the annotation of a GenBank genome assembly.
AUGAAAGUCUACGACCAUAUAUCUCCAACUUUUCAUGAAGUAGCAGAUGCUCGUCUUUUACUUCACGUGAGGCAUGCUAGCAUCUUUGAAGGACAUAACAAAAUAAACAUUAAAACAGUGGACAGCUAUGUAGUUGUCAUUGCGAUGUACGCCUUUUCUAUGUUAGAUAAAGUAGAGGAAUUGUGGAUUGAAUAUGGAAUAGGAAGACAUUUUCAAUACCUUCCAAUUUAUCUAAUGCAUGAAAAGCUUUCACCCGGGCUAUCAAACCUGCUUCCUUUCUUCCAUGCUUUUACUGGUGCAGAAAAUGUUUUAAGUUUUGCUGGUAUCGGCAAAACCACUGCAUGGAAGACGUGCGGAUUCAGGGAAGUAGACGUAGUAGCUUUCGGUGAAUUUCUAAAUAUGGCUCACACACAGUUUAUAUCAUAG